Entrophospora candida is the source of this 174-nucleotide messenger RNA. The record is from the annotation of a GenBank genome assembly. NCBI's taxonomy places the organism in Eukaryota, Fungi, Glomeromycota, Glomeromycetes, Entrophosporales, Entrophosporaceae.
AGCUGUCAGAUGAAUGCACAAGAGAUGUUAGAUUUUUUGAAACUAAAAGUAGAAGAAGGAGAAAUUGAGAUCUCAGAUUUACCAAAACUAUCAACUAUACAAGGAUGGAUAACCCAAUAUACAGCACAGUUACAUGAAAGAAGUGCCCAGAUAAAACUUGGAGUUGAAAUUUAA